Messenger RNA from Periophthalmus magnuspinnatus, 2357 nucleotides. Its product is annotated as syntaxin-binding protein 4. The record is from RefSeq and is a predicted model, not a curated record. NCBI's taxonomy places the organism in Eukaryota, Metazoa, Chordata, Actinopteri, Gobiiformes, Gobiidae. Gene Ontology annotation, molecular function: protein binding. The transcript is spliced from 21 exons. The coding region runs from base 9 to 2063 and encodes 684 amino acids.
AUGACACGAUGCCCACGUUCUCCGUCAUGUUAAAAGGAGCGGUGCUCAUCAGCAGGACUCUGAUGGGCCCAUACGGGGUGGACCGUGCGGUCCAUUCUCUGGAGUUUAAUGAGUGUGAGAACGGCCUGGGUAUCAAAGUGAUCGGAGGAGUGAAGGAGCAGACUGGAGAGGAGUUUGGAGUCUACGUCAAACGCAUUCUCCCUGGAGGACUGGCAGCGUGCGACGGAAACCUCCUGCCCGGAGACCAGAUCCUGGAGGUGAACGGAGACAGUCUGGUGGGAGUGACCAGUGACCGAGCCGUGGACGUUCUGAGAGCCGCGUCUGCCACCAACCACAUGAGACUCCUGAUCGCCCGAGACGAGGAGGCCAAGAGGGAGUUUGCUGAGCUGAUGGAGAAAUACGGCUCCAACGGCAGCACCAGCUCCACCCGGAACUCCCCCACCCAACAGAGCACCGACCCCCACAGCAACCAGCCCCCCUGCAACGCCAAGACCCCCAACGGUGGGCGGUACCUCGACAGCACCUCCUCAGGCUCCUCCUCCCGCUCCCAGAGUCCUUUGCUGCUCAGUCCAGCUGGCUCUCAAAACAUGUACAACAACAGCGGACCUCUGCUGCGAUCGCUCAGUCACCCGGGGGAAGGGGUGAUCCAGCUCAUCUCCGUGGCUCGCUCCUCCAGCCUCGGCAUCACCAUCGGAGGAGGAUCCAACCGUCCGGACGGUCCCGCCGUCUUCAUCCAGGAGGUGCUGUCGGGAGGAGACUGCCACAGGGACGGGCGUCUGAGGCCUGGAGAUCAGCUCAUCGCCAUCAACAAAGAGUCUCUGAUCGGACUGACCCAUGAGGAGGCCAAGCUCAUGCUCAACAAAGUGAAGACCACGGGACAGGACAGUGCGGUGGAGAUCGCCUUCAUCCCGGGGAAAGGCCUGUUCUCCAGCUCCACGUCUCUGCACAACGGAGUCCAGAGAGCCACGGGACGCCUCAAAGUGCACAUCCGCUCGCCCGAGAUCUGCACAGAGGAGCCUUCUCAAGUGUCCACCCCAUCCCCCGACAUCUGUCCCCCGGAUAUACACGUCUCAGGGUCAAGUCAGAGGUCACCCACAGGUCAAAGGUCACCCACAGCGACCAAGCCCAAGAUCACCCUGGACCCCUACAUCCGACUCAAGGCCGACAAGCUGGACCUGGCCGUCCGCUUCCUGGGGUUAGAGGUCACGGAGGAGCAAAGGAACAAACUUCGACUGGUGCUGGAUCCAGACCCCCAGGGCACAGUGUCCUAUGGAGACUUUGUGGAGGCGACUCGCAGCCUUUUCCAGGAGCGUCUGGAGGAGCUGGGCAUGGGGGCGGGACCUUUCAUGUUCACCUAUCAGGAGGCAGCCAGCCUGAUGGACACGUCCGCCUUCCACUCCCCGACGUACGAGUCCGAGUGCAGCUGUAGCUCAGAGGAGAUGGAGAGCUUCCAGUCUGAGGUGAGACAGCUGCAGAGCCAGAUGAGACAGCUCAAGACGAUAUUGAAGGACAUGGAGAGCAGUAAGAAGACUUUGGAGGAGGAGCUACAGAAGACCUCAGAGAAGGCGUGUGUGACGGUGGAGGAGAACGCUCGGCUGCGCUCCCGUCUUCAGGCGGUGGAGCAGAGGAGCAGCAGCAGCGCGGAGCAGGACUAUGAGGAGGUCAUCGGGCUCCUGGAGGCCGAGAUCAGGGACCUCAAGAACCAGCUGGGAACCAGGAAACUGGGAGCAGGGGUCAAGGAGGACGUGCGUGAUCUGACCCGCAGACUGUCCACCAUAGACUCUCAGCUUAGAAGGUCAGAGGUCAGCCGCAGGCACCUGGAGGUCUCCAACCGAAAACUGCUUGGUUUUGCACAGAACGUCCACAAAGUGCUGUCCAUUCCCAGCCUGUUGUGUCCAGAGGCGGGCAGUCGCUCCUCCCCCUCCACAGACUCCCCUGACUCCCCCCGGGACCCCGCCCUGCAGCUCGCUGUGGAGGCCAAGGAGCUGGUGGAGAGCGCAGGAGCCCUGACCGACGACCACAAAGGGAGCAAAGAGGAGGAGGCCCCUGACAUCAGCCUGUGAGGCCAGGACUGUGGGAGGCCCGGGACCCGCCGGAGAACAGGCUCUGAACCCAGGACACACGCAACACAUCCAGCAAUAAAGCUCCCCCCUCAGACAGACCACUCUCAUUUUAAUGCCAAAGCCGCUCUCACUGGACAGACGGUCAGAGGUCAGAGGUCAGAGGGCCCGGGACUCCCUCAGUGGACUGCCAAACAGACCACCUCAGGACCCAAAGGUGCAUGAGUCCAGGCCCAUGUUUUAGUUUCUCGUUGUGUUCUGUCUGUAGACUGUGUAUAGAAGAGGACGAAGUGACUG